GGGUUAUCAAAAACACAUCUAAUUAACGAAUAUUCUUAUCGAUGUUUGACGGUGAAUUAAACUUUUUACAACCGGUCAGUCGUCGCGAGGUUUUCGCAAACAUCGAACGCAAACUCGGUAAAAAUGUCUGUUGCAAACGCGUUUGAAGUUAGUAAAAUAGUCCCGGAUGUCAUCCCGGUUGCUCCCAAGGAAUUGAUUGAGCUGAAAUACCAAAGCGGUGUUUCUGCUAAUUUGGGCAAUGAACUUGCGCCGACCAAAGUCAAAGACCAGCCUGCUGUCUCCUAUAACGCCGACCCUGACGCGUUCUACACUUUAGUGUUUACUGAUCCAGACAACUACGAUGGUCCUGAACUGGUUUACCGCGAGUGGCAUCACUGGCUGGUAGUCAACAUUCCCGGGAGCGACGUCGCUCAGGGUGACGUGCUGUCGGGGUACAUCGGUUCCGGUCCCCCGGAAGGCACCGGCAUCCACAGAUAUGUGUACAUCCUGUACAAACAGCCCGGCAAGCUCGUCUUCGACGAAAAGAGGCUCGGCAACAAAUCAAUUGACGGACGCGCUGCCUUCUCCACGAAGAAAUUUGCUGAGAAAUACAACCUCGGUGCACCGGUUGCCGGCAACUUCUACAGGGCGCAGUUUGACGAUUAUGUGCCACUUCUAUACAAGAGUUUGGGAGUUUAAACAUAAUAAAUAGUUAUUAUAUAUAAA
Danaus plexippus (monarch butterfly) is the source of this 705-nucleotide messenger RNA. Its product is annotated as protein D3-like. Bases 124 to 678 code for a protein of 184 amino acids. The transcript has 5 exons. The record is from RefSeq and is a predicted model, not a curated record. Lineage: Eukaryota; Metazoa; Arthropoda; Insecta; Lepidoptera; Nymphalidae.